Messenger RNA from Mesorhabditis belari, 828 nucleotides. NCBI's taxonomy places the organism in Eukaryota, Metazoa, Nematoda, Chromadorea, Rhabditida, Rhabditidae. The record is from the annotation of a GenBank genome assembly.
AUGGUUUUGAGGAGACAAGUGGAUUUGCGAAAUGAAGGAAGAGCAUUGCAGCGCUUUACCGAGAAUUUUCAUCAUGGAAAGCUGCGAAUCGAGUUCCCGAAAGUGAUCGCUUUCAAUCGACGCGUUUUGUGUGAGACUUUUGAAGCAGGAGAUCAUUUCGAUGCAAUGUUGGAAAAAAAAGAGAAAUCAAAGGAAAGUGCUGAGGUUCGUCAUAAAAUCGCGGUACUCGGCGCACAAGGUUUCCUCCAAAUGGCGUUUGUCGACAAUUUUAUUCACGGGGAUUUACACCCAGGGAAUAUUUUGAUAAGAUUCAACGAAAAGAACGACCAACAUUUGCCAAAAAAUCCACUCCAGAAGUUCAUGGACAAACUCCGAUGGCUCUUACGUCGAAAUUCAGUAGAUGAAUCUCGGGAACCGACCCUGGUUCUUCUAGAUGCAGGAAUUGCCGUUUCACAAACCCCUGAGAAUGUUCAACGCUUCAAAAAGAUGUUCAAGUAUAUCAUCGAGAAUCGAGGCUACGAAGCCGGACAAUUUUUCCUAACUUAUGAGGCGAAUCGGCAAAAAUGCAGGGAUUCUGAUGCAUUUUGUCGAGAUCUUAAAGCACUAGUAGAUCGAGCAAGAAGAGACAGUUUUCAUCGAACGAUCAACGUCACCUCGGUGUUCAACGAAAUGUUCUCGAUUCUCUGGAAACACCGAGUUCUCAUCGAUUCCUCGUUCACCUCGGUGAUGCUCUCAAUGAUGGUGCUCGAGGGAAUCGGUCGAACUUUGGACCCGAAAUUGGAUCUUUUCGAAUGUGCUAAACCCUAUCUGCUGAAUGUUUUUUUUGAA